Molecule: messenger RNA, 3678 nt
Organism: Physeter macrocephalus (sperm whale)
Lineage: Eukaryota; Metazoa; Chordata; Mammalia; Artiodactyla; Physeteridae
Gene: TRUB1
Product: TruB pseudouridine synthase family member 1
Exons: 8
Coding region: 44-1090 (348 amino acids)
Biological process (GO): mRNA pseudouridine synthesis; tRNA modification
Cellular component (GO): mitochondrion
Molecular function (GO): RNA binding; pseudouridine synthase activity
Source: RefSeq, a predicted model, not a curated record
GCGUGCGACUCCACGAAACAAAACAGGUCUGGGCUACAGAAGUAUGGCAGCUGCUGAGGCGGCGGUGGUAUCGUCGUCAUCCUUGAAACCAGACACAGCCCCAGUCCCCGAAAGUGCAGGAAUGGCUGCAGCCACGGCCGCCACAUCCUCAGCGAUGGCUGCAGCCGCGGCGGUUGCGGCCAGGACCGGAUCCGAAGCCAGGGUCUCCAAGCCCGCGUUGGCUACUAAGCUGCUGUCCCUGAGCGGCGUGUUCGCCGUGCACAAGCCCAAAGGGCCCACUUCAGCCGAGCUGCUGAAUCGGCUGAAGGAGAAGCUGCUGGCAGAAGCUGGAAUGCCUUCUCCAGAAUGGACCAAGAGGAAAAAGCAGACUUUGAAAAUUGGGCAUGGCGGGACUCUAGACAGUGCAGCCCGAGGAGUCCUGGUGGUUGGAAUUGGAAGGGGAACAAAACUGUUGACCAGUAUGUUGUCAGGGUCCAAGAGGUAUAUUGCCACUGGCGAACUGGGGAAAGCUACUGACACGCUAGAUUCUACAGGGAAAGUAACAGAAGAAAAACCUUACGAUAAAAUAACACAGGAAGAUAUUGAAGGCAUUCUACAGAAAUUUACUGGGAAUAUAAUGCAAGUACCUCCCCUCUAUUCUGCAUUAAAGAAAGAUGGACAGAGACUUUCAACUUUGAUGAAGAGAGGUGAAGUAGUAGAAGCAAAACCUGCCAGGCCAGUUACCGUGUACAGUCUUUCCCUUCAAAAAUUCCAGCCACCAUUUUUCACAUUAGAUGUUGAAUGUGGAGGAGGUUUUUAUAUCAGAAGCUUGGUCAGUGACAUUGGCAAAGAACUGUCUUCCUGUGCCAAUGUGCUAGAGCUGACCCGCACCAAACAGGGACCCUUUACACUGGAGGAGCACGCCCUUCCCGAAGACAAAUGGACGAUUGAUGACAUUGCACAGUCUCUCGAGCAGUGCUCAUCCCUUCUGCCAGCAGAGAUGGCACUUAAAAAAUCAAAACCUGAGGAGUGUAAUGAGCAAGUUUUGAGCUGUGAGUACAUAACUCUAAAUGAGAUAAAGGGAGAAGAUGAUGUGAUUAAGACAUUUUAAGUUGGGCUUGGGAUUGUCUUCAUUUCCUGGUUGACAUUUGAAUCCUGUGUGCAGAAUGACAAGCUGUGUGCCAAGACAAACGAUUCUUUUUUUUUUUUUUUGCAUGAGGAAAAAUGUCCAUCGUUUAUGGUUUCUACGGUGCACAGUUUAUCUGCUGUACAUUAUAAAUAGCCUUGCAGUUGUUCAGUUCUCGCUGUACUAUAGAAUGUUCUUCUAGGAUGUUAUUAUGUUGUUAGAUUGGAUUCAGGAAAAUCAACUUUCUGAUUUUGAUCUCUCAUCAAAGUCUUUUCCUGUGAAAAAGUUGACCACAUUUUCUAAUCAGAGGAAAAAAAAACUAGCUAAAUGUUUCUUUGGUGUGACAAAGUGAAUGUAUAUUAGUUUCUUUGACUUUAUUUUGGCUUCCUCGUGACUCUGGUUAUUGAAAUUCCUUAACUAUGUUUGAAAAAGCCAUUAUUUAACUCAUGUUUUGGAGAGUUUACGAUUAUUAAGAACAUUUCUUUGAUAAGGCUGCACUUAUCUUGGUAAUAGCUGUGUUUGUUUAGAUCUUAGAAGCUAAUAAACUUCUAUUGUAAAUAUUUGUAGAUGAACCAGAUUUUUGCUGCUACCACUAAUGGAAUGUAAAUAGAAGACUAAAUGUUUAAUUAAAUUCACCUCUACUCUCCCAUUAGCACAGGACAGCUCCUAUGGCUUAUGUUUUGGCAGCUAUGAGAUAGUUUCCCGGUAAUUUAAUCAAUACAGUCGACCACCCUGUACCAAGUUACUAAAUAACCUAAUUUAAAAAAAUUAAGCUAUAGAAUGCCUUCAAUGAAAAACUUCUUCUCUUUAUUCUUUAGUACUUAUUUAUACAUCUUUAUAGGGUAUUAAUCCCCAUGAUACUUUGCUUUCGGUUUGCUCUUUCAAGUGAUGUUUAUAGAUGCUGAGAUUGCUGCCCUGCAUUUCCAGUUAAUCCCUUCUGCUCUAAAUGUUUAAAAACAGUUAUUCUCAAACGUUUUCAUUCAGGUAGCCUACUGAAAGUUCCCUGUCCCUCUUUACCAUAGUUUUGAAAACAGUCACAUUCUGAAAUAGUAAAUUUCAUAUGUAAUGAGUGCUUCAUAUUUUUGUUAUAGGAAAGCAAUGUAUAAUGCAGCAUCUGUAGACAUUUUCAAAUCCCACUGCAUUUAUCCAAAUAAAUAGUUUCAAAAGGAAGACUUGUUAAAUUUUUCAUCAUAUAAGAGUUUUUACAUUUUUAUGGAUUGUCUUUCUUUUAAAGGUGGUUGCUUUUGCAACCUCUAACUUAUAAAUUUUAAAUAUGUAAACAAAUGUGAUCUUAUUUGUGGUUAACCUAAUAUAAACUCAGUAUAAAAAGUUAUAUGCUUCAAUAGAGCACUUUCAGUGUAUUGGCAACAUUUUUCAAGUGGAAAUGGAAAUAUUAAAACAUUCUUAUGGUUUCCCUGGUGGCGCAGUGGUUGAGAGUCUGCCUGCCGAUGCAGGGGACACGGGUUCGUGCCCCGGUCCGGGAAGAUCCCACGUGCCGCGGAGCGGCUGGGCCCGUGAGCCAUGGCCGCUGAGCCUGCGCGUCCGGAGCCUGUGCUCCGCAGCGGGAGAGGCCACAACAGUGAGAGGCCUGCGUACCGCAAAAAACAAACAAACAGACAAACAAAACACAUUCUUAGUAUGACACAGAAAAUUAUAAGGAAGAGUUAAUUAUCAUAAUGCCUUAAAUAAAACACCAAACACACAAAGUUGUAAAUUGAAGCUUUUACAGUUUUACAUAUUCAUAUCUAGUGCCCUGCAGUUUGUAUAACCAAAGGUGGCAGUGGCUGCCUCUUUCUGUUGGAAUGGCACAGGUUACAGUAUGUCUUCAUACACUGCCAGCUAAGGUCCAAAUAGAGGAAUAUAAAACAGCUAGGGUCUCUCUGCUCUAUUUCUCGACUUAAAAUUUAACAUGUAUAAUUUACUAAUGGAGAAGAGUAUAAAUUUUUUGAAAAGACAGGUGACUUUUUAAAAUGUUAACCAAUCUUUUUCUUUUAUUGAAAACAUUGAAGAAAAUGUUGCCAAAUGGAAAAAUUAGCAAAUCCUCACCAUCCUGAUACAGGGACCUCAGAACUUUAAUUUCGUAUUAUUCUUUUCCCUUCUUUUGUUCACAUAACUACAGUCUGAAGACACCUAUACGUUUUUAUUGACUAUUUUUUUAUUUGAUAUUCUUUUACUAUUUGUAUUUAGUUUUGACAAUGAUUAUUUUAAUCAUAUUACUUCAGUUUGUUUAAACCAUUUCUCUAUUGCUGAAUACUUAGGUUAUUUUCAAUUUUAUUAGGGUAAGUUCCUGGGAGUGGGAUUAUUAAAUGGAAUAAUAUGAACAAUUUAAUUUUCCUUAAUGAGUUUGCCUUAUUGCUUUCCCAGAGAGUUGUAACAUUUUACAGUAUCAUCAUUUGAGUAUGUCAGUUCACUAAAAGUCUACAGCUUUGGGUGGGGGAUUUAUAUGUCGUUGCUCAUUUAGUAAGUUAUACGGGUUCAGAGUUGCUCUGAUUUGCCUUUGUGUGACUUUUUCACAUACUUUGUUCACUUAUGUAAAUAAAUGUCUUAAUGGUUUCUUUAUACAUUUGUGUGAG